This is a messenger RNA of Tetrahymena thermophila SB210, 4029 nucleotides long. Its product is annotated as cyclic nucleotide-binding domain protein. NCBI's taxonomy places the organism in Eukaryota, Ciliophora, Oligohymenophorea, Hymenostomatida, Tetrahymenidae. The record is from RefSeq and is a predicted model, not a curated record. The transcript has 4 exons.
AUGUUUGAUCAUCAAAGUGAUUAUAUUAAUAGAGGUAGCACUACCAGAAGAAAUUUUCUCUCUAUAGAAAACGGGGGUGAAGAUAGAAACUAUUCUUAAGGUGCCCAUUCCCCUACAACUUUAGAUUUAAGAAAAUUAAACUUUUUUGACAGAAACUCGAUUUCAGAUGGAAAUCUGGGAUUUAAAAAAUAAAGAAAGGAUUAAAAAAAUAGAGAUAAUAAUGAAAACCAAUUAAGUUAGUAUUUAUAAAGCUCUGAAAGGAAAAAAGAUAAGAGCAACGCAGAUGACGAUGAGGAUAAUUCUAGCAGUUAAGAUUAUAGUGAUGAAAAAUAAGAUGUAGCUUAAGAAGAUGUUUAGCACCCAUAAACAAAAGAGAGGAGAAAUGGAUAUAUGAUAGAACAUAAAAAAAGCAAAUUUAAUGACUUAAUAUUCUAAAUUCGCCUAAAGAAUCAAGUUAAAAGAUUAGCUAACUCGAUAAAUACAAGAAUGUUUAAGAAUUUAAGUCAUAUGUAGUAUAAAAUGAUAGGAGAUAAUUCAUCUGAUAGAACGUAUACUAAACACUUUUCAUAUACUGAUAAUGGCUCUUCUCAAGGAGACUAAGAUUAUAGGGAUCGUAAAAAUAGUAUUAUUACAAAAUUUAUGAAACAAAUUGAUAUAUUUUUGCCUGCAUUCAAUCCAAGAAGCAUUCUGAAAGUUUAUCUCGAAAUUCUUAAUUUGGUUUCUAUUUUAUUGAUAUUUUUCUUCAUGAGUAUUAUUAUUAGCUUCAAAAUGAAUAUCGAUGACUUAGUGCCACAUAUAGUAAUUGAAAUCUCAUUUGGUUUGAUAUUUGUUAACUCAUUUGUAAAUUUAAAUACAGGCUAUUAUGAGGAUAUGAAACUCUCAAAAGAUCGAUAAUAAAUGUUUUCUAUUUAUUUAAAAACUCAUUUUUAUGUAGAUAUUAGUAGCUUUAUUUCUAUUCUUAUGCUAUUAAUUUUCGAUAAAACAAGCUUUCUUUAAGCGAGUUCUAGUGAUUAAAAUGCAUAUAAUGUUUAAGUCAGUGAUUUAGGUACAUUGUUUAGAUGGAUAGUAUUUAUACCAUUCAUUUUUAAAUUAAGAGAUUUUUCUAAAUUUAUGAUUGCCUUCGAAGAAAAAAUUAUAUUUUAAAAGCAGGAGUAAAAUAUUAUUUAGCUCAUUAAGCUCUUUGCAAGUAUAAUACUAAUUGAUCACUUUAUGGCUUGUAUUUGGAUUUGUGUAUCAAAAUUAAGUUAUAAUAUAGAUUCAAGCUGGUAAACUAAGAGAGGAUGCUAAGAUGAUGUUUGGUUUCGCUAAUACACUCUUGCCUUUUAUUAUUCUACUGUAACCAUGACAACGGUUGGCUACGGUGAUAUAGUUCCAACUAAUGAAACAGAGACUUUGGUUGCAAUUUUCAUGAUGUUAUUUUCAAGUGGUGUCUUUGGUUUUACCUUGAACUAAAUAGGUAUGAUUUUUACUGAAAUGUAUUCAGAAGUAAAAGAAGCAAGAAGAAAAAUGAAAAUUAUUAAUAUUCAUAUGGAGAAGAGAAAGGUAAAGCAUCCAUUAAGAAUGCAAAUAAGACAAUAUUUAGACUACAUAUGGAAAGAAAACAGUGAGCAGAUUUAAAUGGAAAGUGCUUAAAUUAUUGAACAGCUGAAUGAUAGUCUUAAAAAAGAGCUAUAAUUACAUUAGAAUGAAAAAAUUAUUAAUUAUUUCUCAAAGCACUUUAGUGAAGCUUUUAUCUCAAAGGCAUUCAGUUUAAUUAAAGAAGUACAAUGCAAGCCUCAGUAAUUGAUUUAUAAAGGUGGCUCUACUGAUAAUUUAAGUCUAUAUUUGAUCGAGAAAGGAAAAGUAGAAGUUUAUUACAAAACAAAAGCUCAAAAAAAUACUCCAUCAAAGCACUAAAUAAUUCAUGAAAUUUAAGAGGGAUAGCUGUUUGGAAUAACACAAUUUUAUACAGGUCUUCCUAGAGACCUUAAUAUAAGAGCAAUUGGUUUUGUCAGUUUGUUAAAAAUAAGCAGAGAUGAAUUUAUCAAUUUACUAGAGUAGUUUCCUGAUGACAAAGAAGCUUUCUGCUAUAUUAGAGAUAGUUUAAUUUUUUAUUAAGAUGGCUAUAAAUCAUCAAGCUAAUGCCCUUCAUGUGGCAGCUUUAAACAUAAUAUCCUUAACUGUGGAUAUUUACAUUACGAGCCAAAUAUAGAAAAAACUUGUCUGAGAUAUAACUACAUACCUCCUAAGCAAAAAUAAAUUGAAAGAAGAAAAUAUAUAAGAUAAAAAGACAUUGAAGAGUAUGCAAAUAAAACAACAAAGGAAGAAACUGAGGAAUCAUUUAGAAAAAGAGGCAAAUUACAAACUCGAUAUGAUCUGCCUCAGCACAUGGAGUAGCUGUAUCUAGACUAGUUUGAGUUAAUUGAAGAAUAUGAAAUGAAGUAUCUCCACUAUAACUUUGAUUUUACUUUCAUGGCAUCUUAGAAGGAGCAAAAAGAAUGGGCUGAAAACAAAGAUAAAGAAGAAUAUUAAGACGAUAAUGUUGACAAUAAUAAUUUUAUCAGUAAAUUGCAAGAAGAAAGUUCAAAAAAUAUCUAAAAUAUAAACAAAUAACUAAGCUAGUCUUAGGAUUAAUCAGCUAUGGUUCAAUAUGAUUAAGUUACAGAUUUUGAAAAAUAAACAUCAAUUAUCUAAUUUGAGAGAGAAAACUCAGGCUCAAACUACUCACCUUUGCAGAAAAAGAACUCUAUUGUUUCUCCUACUAAAAGGGGGCAUAUGAGGGAAAGGGAAUUUAGCUUAGAUUAAAAACCUAAAACCUAGGUUCCAUAAGUUUAAUUUAAAGGUCCAAGAAGACUUUCUAAUUAAGCUCCUGUGAAUUCUCCUUCAACUCGUAAUAAUCAGAGACCAAAAUCAAUAAUAUUUUCAGAUGCCUUCGAGAAAUAAUAUACCCCUUCUGACUUUUCAAGGUUGUCAAAUGAAAAUAAGCAAGGAUUGCAAGAUAAUUAAUAAACCAAUGGAAAUAAUAUUAAUUAACAAAAUACUGUCACCUUUAAUUUACCAAAUGGUAAAGUUGCUACUUUGUAUAGGGUUUAAGAAGAACCUAUUUUACCUACGUUGCAAAUGUAGAAAAUAGUAUCAGCUGACCAAGCUAGCAGCUAUUUUCAUCAGCCAUUUAUAACUAAUUAAAUAAACUCUUCUCACAAUAUACCAUAGCCAAAUUCUUCUACUAGAAAUACAGAGAAAAAUAGCACAUCAAUAAAGAGAGCUUUAUCUAUAAAAAUGAAAAGUUUUUCUAAUCAUAUUAUGAAACACUUGGAAAAAUUAAUUUAGAAAAACAAAUAACCAAAUGAAAUUUAAAAAGCAUUGACAAUAGAUGAGACAGAUGAAUAGUAUGGCCUCACUUAAAUAUUUAGGCAUUUCGAUAAACAAAAAAAUUUCUUUGUAUACUUCCCGCUAAACAAUUUGAGCUACUUACUGAUGAAGUUGGAAACAAAAAGCUAAAUUGGCAAAAAAUUCUAUCUCGAUAUUCUUUAGUAAAAGAAAAAAUAGCCUUUACAUUAGAACUCGUCACAGACUCUUUUCAGAAAUAAAUAUGAAAAAUUAAGAAUUAAAACUGAUAAAGUAUAAAAUAAAGGUUCAAGAGGCAAUUCUAUGUACACAAGUAAGAGAACAGUUGAGUAACCAGAUCAUGUAAAUGUAAAUGAUCAGGAAUAAGCUAAAAAUAAUUUAAUCCAUAAUAGAAAAUCUGCCUUCUUUGAAAAAUUCUAGAUAGAGUCUCCUGUAACUUCAUUAACCGACAAUUAAUUCAAUCUACUAUCAGCAAAAUAAGCAAAUAAUUAAAAGCUUUCAUUCAAUUUCUUAAAAAAUGAAGUUCAAUCAUAACAAGAAAUAAUUUUUGAUUCAAAUCCUUAAAUAUACAGUUCUCAAGAACCAGGAGAGCUGUCUCCAAAUGUUAUAGAAUUAGAUUAAGAAUAGGCUGCUCCUGACUAUGAAAAUAUCCACAAGCUAUAAUUUAGAGCUAAAAAAACUUAUAAGAGUCCGCUCAGCUGA